GCAGCUAGAGCAGCUAGAGCAGCUCACGCAACAAGACAACCCCUUCUCCAAUCAAGUGGCAUCGCCUUUUGAACCCGACACCUUUGGCUUCCAACCUGAAACCUCAAUUGGAGAAAAUCAAGAUUGGCACAUGGUCUCGGGGCUACAACUCCUCACAGCUGAGAGACACUGGGAUGAAUAUAUGCGAGAGCAAGAUAUGCGUUUUCAGAAGGCUGAACAGAUAAAUAAGAGAUUGCAGGACCUGGAGGCGAUAUUAGGGUUAUUGCCGGACAUCAAAUCGGGGUUCGUCAGGCUGAGAAAGGAUUUGUCGGACGGAACGAUUACAUUGUCUCCUUGACCGGGCUGUCAGUAGCUUUAUCUAGCCACCCAAAUUGAGCAUACCCAAAUUGAGCAUACCAGUCCCUUG
This is a messenger RNA of Ilyonectria robusta, 406 nucleotides long. RefSeq lists its product as uncharacterized. The record is from RefSeq and is a predicted model, not a curated record. The transcript has 5 exons. Bases 131 to 337 code for a protein of 68 amino acids. Lineage: Eukaryota; Fungi; Ascomycota; Sordariomycetes; Hypocreales; Nectriaceae.